Molecule: messenger RNA, 1113 nt
Organism: Kuraishia capsulata CBS 1993
Lineage: Eukaryota; Fungi; Ascomycota; Pichiomycetes; Pichiales; Pichiaceae
Exons: 1
Coding region: 1-1113 (370 amino acids)
Biological process (GO): carbohydrate metabolic process; cell wall organization
Cellular component (GO): fungal-type cell wall; cell surface; extracellular region
Molecular function (GO): 1,3-beta-glucanosyltransferase activity; glucan endo-1,3-beta-D-glucosidase activity
Source: RefSeq, a predicted model, not a curated record
AUGCUUUUUUCCAAGAUCACCCAGGCUAUUGCCCUGGCCGCUGCUGUCGGACUCACUUCAGCCCAGCCUAUCGGACACUUGCACCACAAGCACGCUAAGAGAAACGUGGUUGUUGUUACCGAGACCAAGAUCGUGACUGUUGGAGCUGGUGAUGAUGCUGCCACUGCAACCAUCGACUACGUCCAUGCCGCUUCUUCCGCCGUUGAGAUUUCUUCUGCUUCUACCACCGUGGGAGCUCAGGUUGUCCCAACCACCACCUCCAAGGUCAAGUCUUCGUCUUCCGCUUCGAGCUCCACUUCCGCCGCCUCGUCUACUUCCUCGUCUGAUUCUGACUCUUCUUUCUCUGCUGGAACCAAGGGUAUUACCUACUCGCCUUACACCGCCUCUGGUGCCUGUAAGACUGCCGAUGAGGUUGCCUCUGACUUGGCUUAUUUGACUGACUACUCGGUUAUCAGACUUUACGGUGUUGACUGUAACCAGGUCGAGAACGUGUUCGCUGCCAAGGCCUCCGGACAGAAGCUUUUGCUCGGAAUCUACUUCGUCGAUGCCAUUGAUGAUGCCGUUUCCCAAAUCUCUGAUGCCGUUUCUAAGUAUGGUUCUUGGGAUGACGUUCACUCCAUCUCUGUUGGUAACGAACUCGUCAACUCUGGUGAGGCUUCUGUUUCCCAGGUUGGUGAGUACAUUGCUACUGCCAGAUCUGCCUUCUCUAAUGCUGGUUACUCUGGUGACAUCGUUUCUGCUGACACUCACGUUGCCAUCAUCAACAACCCAGGUCUCUGUAAGUACUCUGACUACGUUGCCAUCAACGCCCAUGCCUACUUCGAUGGUUACAUUUACCCAAGCGGUGCCGGUGACUGGUUGUUAUUGCAGAUCGAGAGAGUCUGGUCUGCCUGUGGCGGUGACAAGAAUGUCUUUGUUACCGAGACCGGCUGGCCAUCUCAGGGAAACAGCUACGGUGUCGCUGUUCCUUCCAAGUCCAACCAGAAGACCGCAAUUGAGUCUAUUCAAGACAAGUGUGGUUCUUCUGCCGUUGCCUUCACUGCCUUCAACGACUACUGGAAGGCCGAUGGAUCUUACGGUGUUGAGAAGUACUGGGGUCUCUACUCCGACUAA